ACUGUGAGUUUCGCUAUGGAAGUGAGUCCUUGGAGUUGUCUUCAGAAGCAAGCAGCAUGGGGACGGAGUAUGGUUGACUUUUUUUUGGUGAUAACACAGCUGGGAUUCUGCAGCGUUUAUAUUGUCUUUUUAGCUGAAAAUGUAAAACAAGUUCAUGAAGGAUUCUUGGACAGUAAAGUAUUUGUUUUGAAUAGUACCAAUUCGUCAAAUCCAUGUGAAAGAAGAAGUAUUGACCUAAGGAUAUACAUGCUUUGCUUUCUUCCAUUUAUAAUUCUUUUGGUCUUCAUUCGUGAACUAAAGAAUCUAUUUGUACUUUCAUUCCUUGCCAACAUUUCCAUGGCUGUCAGUCUUGUGAUAAUUUACCAGUACAUUGUUAGGAACAUGCCAGAUCCCCACAACCUUCCAAUAGUGGCUGGUUGGAAAAAAUACCCGCUUUUUUUUGGUACUGCUGUAUUUGCUUUUGAAGGCAUAGGAGUGGUCCUUCCACUGGAAAACCAAAUGAAAGACUCAAAACGCUUCCCUCAAGCUCUGAAUAUUGGCAUGGGGAUCGUUACAACUUUGUAUGUGACUUUGGCUACUUUAGGAUAUAUGUGCUUUCGUGAUGAAAUCAAAGGCAGCAUAACUUUGAAUCUUCCCCAGGAUGUAUGGUUAUAUCAGUCAGUGAAAAUUCUGUAUUCCUUUGGCAUCUUUGUGACAUAUUCAAUUCAGUUCUAUGUUCCAGCAGAAAUUAUUAUCCCUGGAGUCACAUCCAAAUUUCAUGCUAAAUGGAAGCAAAUUUGUGAAUUUGGGAUAAGAUCCUUCUUGGUUAGUAUUACUUGUGCUGGAGCAAUUCUUAUUCCUCGUUUAGACAUCGUAAUUUCCUUUGUUGGAGCUGUGAGCAGCAGCACAUUGGCCCUGAUUCUACCACCUUUGGUUGAAAUUCUUACAUUUUCUAAAGAACAUUACAAUAUAUGGAUGAUCCUGAAAAAUAUUUCUAUAGCAUUCACUGGAGUUGUUGGCUUCUUAUUAGGUACAUAUGUUACUGUUGAAGAAAUUAUUUAUCCAACUACCAGAGAUGUAGCUGGUACUCCACAAAAUCCCUCUCUGAAUUUGAAUUCAACAUGCUUAGCAUCUGGUUUGAAAUAA
Molecule: messenger RNA, 1125 nt
Organism: Marmota flaviventris (yellow-bellied marmot)
Lineage: Eukaryota; Metazoa; Chordata; Mammalia; Rodentia; Sciuridae
Source: RefSeq, a predicted model, not a curated record